This is a messenger RNA of Lachancea lanzarotensis, 1143 nucleotides long. It is a transcript of the gene YGP1, whose product is annotated as LALA0S02e04412g1_1. Bases 1 to 1143 code for a protein of 380 amino acids. Lineage: Eukaryota; Fungi; Ascomycota; Saccharomycetes; Saccharomycetales; Saccharomycetaceae. The transcript has a single exon. The record is from RefSeq and is a predicted model, not a curated record.
AUGAAGGCCGCUCUCGCUCUAUCAUACGUUGUGGCUGUUGCUACAGCGUCGCCCAUCGGGUUUCUUUCUGAGCUUUUCAAGCGGGACACCAGCUCGGACUUUGACCCGCUAGAUGUAUGGCCUGGAAACUUGACGCAAAUCUCCAACUGGUCCAACUGGACCAACCCUUCAAACUGGAACAGUUCUGUGGGAUUGAAUGGAACCGGAAACGGCUCGGUGGGCGGUAAUGGCUCCAUUGGUGGAAACGGCUCCAUUGGUGGAAACAGCUCUAGUGGCGGGUACCCAGGAGGCGUUGGCUGGCCAUCGCCCAAGUUGCAGGUGUUCAUCACCGGCGGUGAGUACCAGGUGUCUAACUGGACGCAGUCACCAGAUGUAGAUGUCACCACGUUGUUCAACCUUUCGUCUCUCAACGCAACUCACUUGUACAGUGUAGCGGCUUCAAUCUCCAGCGCGCUCCAAAGUGACGAAUACACAGGUGUGGUGAUUCUCGGGUCUGAAAAAGCCUUGGAAUCGCUUGGUUUCUUCCUCAGCGUCGUGACUGACUCUCCCAAGAGUCUAAUUGUCACUGACGAUGUCGACACCGGUAUCCAGGUGGCAUGGUCGGACGAGUCGUGGUGGCGCGGUGUUUUGGUCACCCAAAAGACGUCCAUCUACUCCGGUGCCAUUUACACUGCCUCCAAACCGCAUGCAGGCAAGAUUGGCUCUUUCUAUGAAGGCGAGCCAUGGUUCUGGUUCACUCCUGCAUGGCCAACCUUCUUGUCGCCUGACACCACGUUGCGCUACGAAUUCAGCAAUUUCACUGACAUCACAACCGGGAACGAAACUUUCAACUCUUCUGCUCCAACCAUUCCUAUAGUCUACGACGGUUACUUCGACCCAUCGCUAAUCAACUCCCUCAGCAGCUCUGUCAAAGGUCUCGUUGUUGUGUCAUCUGGAAAUUCGACCACAAGCGAGUUCAAAUCGCCUUCUGUGCCCAUCGUUUACACUUCCGAUGACUCAGAGCCUGUAUUUGACGAUGAUGUUCCUACCGGUUCCAUUGCUGGAGGGUUCUUCUCACCUGUGCAAGCACAGCUACUGCUAUCGAUCGCCAUCGCUAACAACGCUACUGAUCCUUCCGGUUUGCAUGACUUGUUCUGGCCAUGA